CCAACUCUCGACUACCAAGUGACUAGUAGUGGUGCUGUCUCGGGGCUGUGAACUGUUAAUGAGACUAGACUGCGGCUCUUUCGGGGAUUGUCUGGCUCUGAAGGAAUUCUCCCCCCCUCAGCCCUCCAUAAUCAUCAUGGCGUCCGUCUUUCAGUCCUUGUCCUUUUUCUCCUCUUCUUUCUUCUCCCCUCUUUGACCCUUUCCCUGUUCCCCCUCUUCUUCAUCCUUUGACGGCUUCCCUCAUCAUCCCGGGUUGAUAUCCCGGUGUGAGCCAUCUCCGUCCAACCCACCCUUCAUCGAUGGGUGUAGACUCUGAUCGGUGGUGCCAUGCGGUCUGUCUGCUGCUGAGAUACUGUGACAUUGCUGCUGCACCAUGAAGCUCCUCAAUCCCCUCCGUCGCUGCGGCCCAGCCCUGCAGCGUCUGCGCACAUCCCCCGGUGACUUCUUCGACUAUACCUGGGAGUUCACACGCCGUUAUUUCUUCACCGUGUCCUUCAUUGCACUCUUCGGCGCCAAACUGCUCCAUCUCUACGCCCACAUCCACUCCCUUCCUCCCCCCAAGUUCUUCCUUUGGGGUCCCACCUUUUUCUUUCAGGAUGUGAUUCUUACCCUCCUCAUCCGGUUCUUCACUCACAAAUUCCACUGGCGUUCUGUUGCAGCUCUGUCUGCUCUGGUGAUUGUUCCAUUCAGCCUCAUUAUGUCCGGAAUGACCGCCGCAAACACAUCCUUCUACAUCGUCACCGGUGCCGAGAUCCACUGGCGACAAGCCACCACCUUCCACCGCGACGCCGCAGCUAUGCGCACACUCCUGACAGGAUUGACCGGCUUCCUUAUCGUCGAGGGUAUCUUGCUCACCGUGGCAUGGUUCCUGGCAGCUCCUCUACACCGAAUCGUCGGCGGAAUCCUCACCAUACUCGGACAACCUUUUAAAUGUCUAGUGCGGUGUGUGAGCUGUGUUCGAGCGCUCCGUCCCAGAACCGCACCUUUGCCCGACCCCGAGAUCUACGAGCAGAUUGCCGUGGACGACUACCUCGAUGAUAAAAGUGAUGAUGGCUCGUCCAUCCAUCUUCUGGAACCUUACGGCGAAGUGCCACCUGUGAGGCGGGGUCAUUCGAUCCUCACAAAGAUGGCAGUCUGGGUUCCCUUCUUGUCCCUUGUUCUGCUCCGCUGUGUUCGACCCUGGGAUCCCUCAUACAUGUUUCUGUCAGAAGCUCUUCCUCUAGCGCCUUUUAUCGGCGGCCAUCGACAUUCUCCUGUCCGCGCCGGUGGGUUGCCGGGCGAUUAUGGAUGGCUCGAAGGUCGCUCAACGCUAAACAAGUCACCCAAAUGGCGCUGGCUGCCCAAGGAUGGACUCCCCGGCUUUGAAGAUUGGAAGAAAGGCGACAAGCCUCGGCUGCACUACGAUCCAGAGAAGGAUCCGCUCCAUGUGUCCAACUUACAGAACCCGGUCCUGGAGUCUCUGCAAGAGACCUUGUCCAAUGGGAACGUCAAAAUCAAACAUGUUAUUGUUCUGAAGCUUGAAAGCACCCGCAGCGAUGUCUUCCCCUUGCGCAAGGAUAAAUUCAUGUGGAACCGCAUUGCGCGAACCUAUCAGGAUAAGAAGAUCCCAGAUGAAGUCCAGGAGCGGAUCGCGAACCUGACUCGCACAGCCGAAUUUUUGACUGGGUUCGACGCGGGAUUCGGGCACGACAAUGAACAUGAUUAUGGCAGGCGUUCAUACGGGGGCAUCAGUGCUCGCAAUGCGUUUACAACUGGUACCUACACGUUGAAAAGUCUAGUCGGAACCGUGUGCGGCGUGACCCCAUUAGUCGCCGACUUCAACCGGGAAUAUGACCACCACAUCUACCAACCCUGCAUGCCGCACGUCCUGGAGGCAUUCAACCACCAAGAUGAUGUGGACACCGACAGGCCAGUCGACCAAGCCGAUUUCCGCUCCUGGCCAUGGCAUUCAGCGUGGAUGCAGUCUGUCACGGAGACGUACGACAACCAGGACAAGCUCACUCCGAAACUGGGCUUCCAUGACGUGGUUACCAAAGAGUCGCUCGAAAAGCCCAAUGCGACGCAUUUCCCCAUACGGUCCAAAGAGGUGAACUACUAUGGAUAUCCGGACAUGGUGCUCCGAGAUUACGUGAGUGACGCGAUUGAUGAUGCGGAACGCAACCACAACCGGCUGUUCUUGACGCAUUUGACGGGCACGACGCAUCACCCCUGGGGGAUGCCCAAUGACACGUAUUCGGACAUGGUGUCCUCCAAGAAUACCAAUUCCAAUGAGGACAUCAACAAGUACCUGAACACCAUCGGAUAUAUCGACCAGUGGUUGCAACAGAUCAUCGAUAUCCUGACGGAGAAGGGGGUGGCGGACGAGACCUUGCUGGUGAUGGCGGGUGACCAUGGUCUUUCGCUCCCCAACGACGGCGGGGUCACUCCCUAUGACAACCCCCAUAUCGGCAGCUUCCAGAUCCCCAUGUUGUUUGCACACCCGCAACUCCCGCAGAUCGAGAUCAACACCCCGGUGAUCACGCAGCAGGUCGUACCCACCAUCCUGGACCUGUUGAUCCAAUCGUCCUCGCUAGGGGAUAACAGCACCCACGCGGCACGCGACCUGCUCUCCAUCUACGAGGGCCAGUCGAUGAUCCGCGAGCUGGUCCCGGAGCAGGAUGGGCGGCAGAACUGGCAGUUCACCGUGAUGAACACGGGGGGUUCGUGGCUGGCUGUCCGCUCCGCCGCCCACCCGGCCUACCGACUGGUGAUCCCGCUGGUGGACGACGUCGAGUGGCGCUUCACCAACGUGGAGCAAGAUCCAGAUGAGCUGCACCCGGUUACGGAAUUCAACCUGGUCGAUCUAGCCCGGACCCUGGACAAGGACUACGGCACCGACGCGGUGGACUGGGUGCGCGAUGCGGCGCAUGUGGCAGAGUGGUGGGUGACGGAGAACUGGCAUCUGUAUCAGUAUCGGCGGAAACACUAGGAGGAGACAGAUACCAUCUGAAAGACCUAUCUCUGCGGUUAAUCCUGCCCAUGGAUUAACCUCGGCGUUGGGAGCUACGCAAUCGCGCCAUGCCCGCGCCCGAAACCUCAACCGCCACUGGUGCGGACAAACCAGACUAAACAUGGAUCUUUUGUACAUAGUUGUUUUAUCACAUGAUGACAUCAGCGAUAUUUGAAGCGUCAAUUUGACUGAAAU
Molecule: messenger RNA, 3184 nt
Organism: Aspergillus sclerotioniger CBS 115572
Lineage: Eukaryota; Fungi; Ascomycota; Eurotiomycetes; Eurotiales; Aspergillaceae
Product: sulfatase domain protein
Exons: 3
Coding region: 374-2968 (864 amino acids)
Molecular function (GO): arylsulfatase activity
Source: RefSeq, a predicted model, not a curated record